Enhydra lutris kenyoni (northern sea otter) is the source of this 2820-nucleotide messenger RNA. RefSeq names its product leptin (gene LEP). Lineage: Eukaryota; Metazoa; Chordata; Mammalia; Carnivora; Mustelidae. Gene Ontology annotation, cellular component: extracellular region. The transcript has 3 exons. The coding region runs from base 16 to 519 and encodes 167 amino acids. Gene Ontology annotation, biological process: energy reserve metabolic process; negative regulation of appetite by leptin-mediated signaling pathway; positive regulation of TOR signaling. Gene Ontology annotation, molecular function: hormone activity; peptide hormone receptor binding. The record is from RefSeq and is a predicted model, not a curated record.
AUCCUGGGAAGGAAGAUGCGUUGCGGACCCCUGUGCCGAUUCCUGUGGCUUUGGCCCUAUCUGUCCUAUGUUGAAGCUGUGCCCAUCCGAAAAGUCCAGGAUGAUACCAAAACCCUCAUCAAGACGAUUGUCACCAGGAUCAGUGACAUUUCACACACGCAAGCUGUCUCCUCCAAACAGAGGGUCGCUGGUCUAGACUUCAUUCCUGGGCUCCACCCUGUCCUGAGUCUGUCCAGGAUGGACCAGACAUUGGCCAUCUACCAACAGAUCCUCACCAGUCUGCAUUCCAGAAAUGUGAUCCAAAUAUCUAAUGACCUGGAGAACCUCCGAGACCUUCUCCGCCUGUUGGCCUCCUCCAAGAGCUGCCCCUUGCCCCGGGCGAGGGGCCUGGAGAGCUUUGAGAGCCUGGGUGGUGUCCUAGAAGCCUCACUCUACUCCACGGAGGUGGUGGCCCUGAGCAGGCUCCAGACGGCCCUCCAGGACAUGCUUGGGCGGCUGGACCUCAGCCCUGGGUGCUGAGCCCUCAAAGGCCUGUCUUCCCAAAGUUGAAGAGAGAGCCCUGGGCUCCCAGGUGUCUCCAGAAGAGAGCCCGUAUGGGUGUCCCUUCUCUGGACCCCGAGCCAUUGCUCUCUCACACCUUUUGUGCCCCUCUUCCAAAGGCAUAAGCCUCUGGAGGCAUGAUACCAAAGACAGAAUGCAUGAUUCCAUGCUCACCGGGAAGGGGGACCCAGCCGGCAAACAGUGAACUGGAUCUGGGGUUCUCGCCAAAGAGAACCUUCCUUUCUGUGCCACCUUCCCCCUCACUGCAUGCUUUAGCAUGAUCUGGGGUGAUUUGGGGAGGUGCCCGCCGAGCCUUUGGACCAUCAAACAAGGUUCUGUCUGAGAAUUCUGGGAGCACGGUGAAGGCUACAUCCACGGAGCUGCCAACUCCCUGGCAAUGCAUUAUUUAUUAUGCCUUUUAUUCUGGAAGGAUUGGAAGCAAAACAUCAGCUUUUCUAGGCUCUCUGGGGCCAGCCGGAGCUAGGGAUGCUGGUUCCAGUCCCACCAAUGGGCCUGGCUAAAGCAAAUCCAUUUCUAGUGACUUGAGGGCUCUCGAGUUAGUUCUUUGGUACCUGGCUUUGUUUCUACCGCGACAGAUGUGAAAUUACAGUAUUUUGCAAUGGCAUUGCCGUGAGUGGAUCUCCAAGGACCAGGUCAUUUCAAAAAGAAGAUGAAUUUUGUCAUCUGUGAUAUAUAGAUAUGUGCACAUGUUAGCGGGAGUGUGUUUUCUGAAUCACAUUUGUGCAAUGGGCUCUUGGGAUUGGGGGGGUCAUUUUCUCAUCUCUGCAACCACUUGGUGUGGUUUUCAUGAAAAGAUGACUCCUUCAGGGGGGUCGUGGGGGGCUUUGCGAGCCACCCGUGGAGGGAGUGGCACUGAAGACUGUCUCUUGGGGCAGUUGUGAGCUCCGGUCUUCUCCCAUUACUGGAGGGAGGUCUUUCUUAUUGGGGUGACGCUUGCUCUCUGGAGAUGGCGAUCCCCAGAGCAGGGGUCCUUGGUAGGGGCCUUGGAAUGGUCUAGAGAUGAUCCCACACUGGACUUGUAACACGGCAGGAGCCUUACUUGGGAUGUACCUGCUGAAUUGUGGCUCUCAUCUGACUGGCUCCCCUAAAGCAAGACCGUGUUUCCCACUCCGUCAGGGUGGAUUUUGAUUUCAGUGGGAAGGUCUGUGGGCCCUCGUGGGCAGUCCCAGGACCUGGGCCAGCGCAACUUGGUGCCAGACCGCCAGGCUGGGCCUCCAGGAGUGCCCUUCCCACUGGAGAUAAUGUCUGGGGGUGACGAACCAGGAGGCUUGGGUUUUCCACCAUCCUGCCGCUGUGAUAAGGCCAUCACACUCUCGGCGGUGGAUCUGUCCAAGGAAAUUUGAAUCAAAGCUAUCAGCUUGGAGACUGAGCACCUCUUUGGCGCUCGGCCCGGAUGGGUGCUAUGGGCUAGAGAAGCUCACCAAGUAAACGUUAAAGUCCAGUCUUACCCUCAGGGACCUUGCAUUCCAGAUGGUAAAAAGUUUACACACGGGGAUGCAAAGGCUGGUCUUUUCACCAUGGCAACAGAGCAGGUGAACCAGCAUCCUGUUCAGCAGGCAGGAAACACGGAGCUGAGGAUGCCAGUGAUCAGGGGUCUCCAGGCCAGCCCUGCUUGCCUGUGGUAGCAUUUUUGCUUUGCAGGGCACGCCAGCAUUUCCUCCUGCGUAGCCACCUCCCUUUGACACAGCGCAGCUGACAAUUUAAAAAAUAAGAACGUAACCUAAGACCACAACCUCCGGCAGGAGGCAGGGCUCAGAUUAGAGUUCAGGUCCUCUGACUCCCAGAGUGGUCUGGAGCAAGAUUAUGCUCCCCAGAGGUGCCAACAGCGUUGGACAGGGCGGACCAGGAGUGCUUGGCGUGAGACAGGAGUUGGAGGUGACUUUGCGGGAGGCGAGGGGUGUGAAUUGUCUGGAGGGAGGGGGUUGUUUUGUUUGUGCUGAGACCCUGGGUGAAGGUAUGUGGUUACAAAGAAAGUCAGACAAAGAAAAGACAAGACAGGAGGGAAAGGGAUGUGUUGAAGAGGCUUUCAGGUGCAAAGAAGUUUGAUACCGAAAAGCAUUAAUGUCGGCAGUUCUGGAACAGAGAUUCAUGAGAUGGGCGGAGUCAGACCCCUUCUGGAGGCUAGGACCUAGGUAAUCAUUACCACCAAUCAUGACCACCCAGUCAGGCUGGGAUUUUUUAAGCCUCUCCCUCUCCAAAACCUGACACCAGGGCUUAUUCUCAGAGUGUGGAAGUUCUAAAAUGUAAAUGAUUGUCUUC